Messenger RNA from Haemorhous mexicanus (house finch), 1065 nucleotides. It is a transcript of the gene HIGD1A, whose product is annotated as HIG1 hypoxia inducible domain family member 1A. Bases 115 to 402 code for a protein of 95 amino acids. Gene Ontology annotation, biological process: mitochondrial respirasome assembly; negative regulation of apoptotic process. Gene Ontology annotation, cellular component: mitochondrion. Lineage: Eukaryota; Metazoa; Chordata; Aves; Passeriformes; Fringillidae. The record is from RefSeq and is a predicted model, not a curated record. The transcript has 4 exons.
GGGGACGCUGGGAGUUGUGGUCCCGGCGGAGGGGCGGGGCGGAAGCCGCCAAUAAGACGUAGGGGCGGGGCCGGGCGCGGCAGACGCCGGCCGGUAUCGGAUCAGCGUGCCACAAUGUCACCCAGCCAGGAAUCUGUUUACCCUGACUAUGAGACAGAGACCAGCCAGACCUCGAAGCUGAUAAAAAAGUUUAAGGAGACGCCAUUUGUGCCCAUUGGGAUGGCUGGCUUCACCGCCGUGGUUGCCUACGGGCUGUACAAGCUGAAGCACAGAGGUGACAUGAAAUUGUCCCUUCACUUGAUCCACAUGCGUGUGGCAGCCCAGGGCUUCGCCGUGGGAGCCCUGACGUGUGGGGUGCUGUAUUCCAUGUUCCAGGAGUAUGUGGUGAAGCCCAAAGAAUAGUGGGAAGCUGUCUGAAAUCCCUGUCCUGGUGGUGGCCUGUGUACUGCAGCUCCAAAGCUCCUAUUGAGGGGUUCUUGAAGAAAACAAAUAAUACAUGGCAUUAGAGAAUUGUUCUUUUUUGUGUAUGGUACACUGUGCUGAACCUGGCAGCCUCAGAAUGUGACCUGUGGCUAUUGGGAUCUGGGUCUCUCUGAUUGAUGCCACCACAUCCCAGUUUUUAAGGGAUAUCAUGGAGUGCAAUCCCUCUAUCUUCCCCUUCAACUCAGUCCUAAAACUUCCUAAAUCAGAAGAAACUGAUUUCUUCUGCUGUUGUUACCCAAACCCAUGAUGUCUGAACUGGCUUCUGUCAGGGAAUGUCAGGAAAGCCUUGCUGUCAUUUUCUAUCCUCUGCCUCCAACUUUGUAAUUUAGAAGCUUCCUGUAGCACUUAAUGACUUCUAAAGUAUUGAGAGCUAUAUAAACAUCUAUAUUUUUUAUUUAAAGCAUAGAGAUAAGUAUGUCACAGCUAUUUAAAUGUUAUAUUUAUUCAUUGUUAACGAAGACACAGGCUCCAUAUUUUUGCUAUAUCAGACCCUUGGAUUAUGGUAUUUUGUAACUUUAUUUAGGGUGUUCUUCUGAGUAACAUCUAAAUGUAACAUUUAAAAUACAGAUUGUGAAAACUAAA